GGGUCUAAAACGGUGUGCAGCUAUCAUCUCUCCCCCAUACGCCACCUUCUUCUUCUUCUUCCUCCGCCUCUUAUCUUCUUCUGCAAACUAGAGUGCAGAAGAAACCUUCCCUGGAGCGAAUCUCCCUUACCCAUUUCUCAAUACACCCAAAAGCUCCCAUCUUUGGGCUUAAUUUCUCUUGAAUCUCACUUUUGGGGUUUUGGGUCCUUGCGGUUCAGUAAUGGUUCACUACCAGAGAAACCAUCAAUGGAUGAAGAAAGGGGGCGCUGAGAAUGAAGAAGAUGAACCUCACCACCCCCUUGGUUUGGUUUGUGGGAAUAUGAGCUAUUAUUAUAACUUCAAGAGAGCAAAACCCAAGCUUCUCUAUCUCCUCUUUCUCUCUCUCAUUUCUUGCUGCUUUGUCUUAGCUCCCCAGAUCCUCAACUCAUUAGGCUUUGAAGGUGAAGUGCUUGCUCAUGAAACUGAUUCAAAUGCUUCCCUUUGUUCAUCUGUCUCCAAUGCUAUUUCUGUGUCUGGAAAUUAAAAAGCUAAGACCACACUUUAAUAAUUCUUCACACUUUUCCACCACACUUUUUAUCUUGUAAGUUUAGCUGCACAAAAACAGCAAAUACUAUAUAAUGGCAACCUUACCUUGUAAAGAAAUAGAUACAUUAAUGCAUUUACUUCCCAAAGCUUUGUAGAAACUAAGAAACUCAUUUACAUUAUUUACCCAAAGCUAAAAAAUGUAAAGACAGACCCUCUAGCUCCAUUUUGGCAAUGGGCUCUUAUUGUGAGUUUAUUAGCUGCACUUUGGGAAAUCCAAAUCUUGUUGAUAUAUAAACUGUGUUUGGUUGAUUUACUAAUGUCUUUUUUCCAGUUUGACUAGAUAUGGUUAUGAACAAUCAUUGUUAAUUACCUUAGUUAUAUAUUCUUUCUAAUCCUCUGUGUGUGUAAGUUUUUAAACUGUAAAUAUACACUAAUGGAGAACAGUAAAAAUACAGGCACUAUGUGCUGUGAUAGAAGUAGCUUCAGGUCAGAUGUUUGUGUGAUGAAAGGGGACAUAAGAACAGAUUCUGCUUCAUCAACAAUUACCCUUUACACAACAAAUGAUAUCAAUGAGGCAAUAUUUUCCCAUGAGAAGAUAAAGCCCUACACCAGAAAAUGGGAAACAAGUGUGAUGGACACCAUUGAUGAGCUAGAGCUUGUUGUAACUAAGAAGCAGAAGAAACGACAGUGUGAUGUCCGCCACGACGUUCCCGCGGUUUUCUUCUCCACGGGAGGGUAUACUGGUAAUCUUUACCAUGAGUUCAAUGAUGGGAUACUGCCACUCUACAUCACCUCUCACCAUUUCAACAAGAGAGUUGUCUUUGUCAUCCUUGAGUAUCACAACUGGUGGAUCACCAAGUACGGUAACAUCCUCUCGCAGCUCUCGGAUUUCCCCCCCAUUGAUUUUAGAGACAACAGAACCCAUUGCUUCCCCGAAGCCAUUGUCGGUUUGAGGAUCCACGACGAGCUAACGGUUGAUUCUUCACUUAUGGAGGGCAACAAGAACAUAAGGGAUUUCCGGGAGCUUCUGGACCGAGCUUACUGGCCUAGGAUAAGAGGUUUAAUCCAAGACGAGGAACGCGAGGCCAGGGGCAAAAUGGGAAAACCUCAAUAUUCGGCUUCUUCGCCGCCACUGCAGAAGGCGGUGGCGCCCAAGUUGGUGAUAAUAGCCAGAAACGGGUCAAGAACGGUGACAAACGAAGGCCCGUUGGUCGAGUUGGGCGAGGAAAUCGGGUUUCGGGUGGAAGUGUUGAGGCCAGCUAGGACCAGUGAGCUUGCAAAAGUGUAUAGGCUCCUCAACUCAAGUGAUGUAAUGGUUGGAGUGCAUGGUGCUGCAAUGACUCAUUUCCUCUUCUUGAGGCCCAAAUCUGUCUUUAUCCAAAUAAUCCCUUUGGGGACAGAUUGGGCAGCAGAGACUUACUAUGGGGAACCAGCCAAGAGGCUGGGCUUGAAGUACAUUGGCUACAAAAUCCUUCCCGGAGAGAGCUCGUUAUUCGACGAAUAUGACGAAAAUGACCCCGUUCUCUGCGACCCCGCCGCGGUGAACAGUAAGGGCUGGGAAGUAACAAAAAGGAUCUACCUUGAUCACCAAAACGUGAGGUUAAACUUGGGAAGAUUUCGAAGGAGACUCAUUUAUGCCUAUUAUCACUCCAUUGCCAACCAGAUGAAAGGGCAAAUUGGUCUUCGUCAAAGCCAAUGAAUUGAAUCAAUCCACUGUUCUAAGAAAGCCUUAUGCUAUGCUAUAUGUAGGUGGUGACCGUUGAAAGACUUGUACUGGUUGUAGAGACCAGAUGUUUCAAAUGUGUACUGUCAUUUCUU
Molecule: messenger RNA, 2343 nt
Organism: Cuscuta campestris
Lineage: Eukaryota; Viridiplantae; Streptophyta; Magnoliopsida; Solanales; Convolvulaceae
Source: the annotation of a GenBank genome assembly